AUGUCGCUUAGCGGUUUCAUUAUCCUCUCCAUAGAAGGGGGCGUGCUCCUCCUGGUCGGAUAUCUAUUAGUCAACGAAUUCAUCCGCUGGAACCGACGCAUCAAAGGCCUGCCAGGACCCCAAGGACUGCCGGUCAUCGGCAAUCUAGGCCAGAUAACUCGAUCGUUUUCGGCGGAACAAUAUCGUCAAUGGUCGGCGGAGUACGGACCUGUUUAUCAAGUUCAACUAGGUAAUAUUCCCGUGGUGAUUGUGAACACAGCCGAAUCGGCGAAGUCGCUCUUCCUGAACCAGAGCUCAGCUCUGAUUUCGCGCCCCCUGUUUCAUGUCCUUCAUAAGACAGUGAGUAAGAGCGUCGCGAGUAUCGGGACUAGUCCAUGGGAUGAGAGCUGUAAAUUCCGGCGCAAGUUGGCGGCUGGUGCUUUGAAUCGUCCGAAGGUUCAGUCGUAUGAGCCGAUCAUUUUAUUGGAAACGAAGGAGUUUAUCCAAGAGCUCUUGAACGCGUCGAGCGAGAAUGCCGAGGUUGAAUUUCACCCGACCAUACAUCGUCUGUCGCUGAAUUUGGUGUUGACAUUGAAUUAUGGCACACGAGUCGCGAGCACAAAAGAUCUGCAGGAAAAUUCUCUGUACGCGGAGAUUGUCGCUGUCGAGACCGAGAUCUCACGAUAUAGAUCAACGUCCAAGAAUCUCACCAAUUAUAUUCCCCUCCUUCGACUUCUUGAGCCAAUCCUCUGGAGAAGGGCUGCUGUAUUUUCGGGAGAAAUUGGUCAGCGACGGAUCGCAUAUAACAAUAUGCUGCUAGAUGGGUUGAAAGAAGCGGUGGAAAAAGGUACCGAUAAACCCUGCAUUCAGGGGAACGUAUUGCGAGAUCCGGAAUCUGUUGGACUUUCUAGUAAGGAGCUUCUGAGUAUUAGUUUGAGCAUGAUGGCGGGCGCCGAUAGCACGCAGCCGACUAUCGGGUGGGCGAUCCUGUUCUUGGCACAUAAUCAAGACACUCAACAGCGCGCUAUUGAUGAGAUUCGAAAUUGUGGGGCCCUCUUUGGAGGAAGAAUUGAGACACAGGAAGUUGAAUACAUCCAUGCUCUAACUAAAGAGUUGAUGCGCUUCUAUACAGUCUUGCCACUCGCCAUGCCUCGGGAAACAACCGAGACGGUGUACUUCGAGGGGUGUAUAAUUCCGGCCGGAACUAUGGUGUUCCUGAAUGCCUGGGGAUGCAACCGAGACGGCGACGCGUUUGCCGACCCCUGGGCUUUUAAACCCGAACGAUGGCUGGAUAAUGCCGAAAAACAUACUCACCAAUUCGCCUUCGGGUAUGGAUCGCGGAUGUGCAUCGCUUCGCAUCUUGCAUUCAGAUUGGUUUACACGGCCGUCUUUCAUUUGAUAGCUACGUUUGAAAUUCACCCGGUAGAUGGGCAGGACAAGGAGGCGGCCGAUCCGAUUAGAGGCAUCAAGGAUCCUACUUCCAUUACAGCUGUUCCGAAGGCAGAGAAAGCGAGAUUGGUCGCGAGAGAGUGGGCGAAGAAAGAGAAAAACUAG
Molecule: messenger RNA, 1533 nt
Organism: Aspergillus affinis
Lineage: Eukaryota; Fungi; Ascomycota; Eurotiomycetes; Eurotiales; Aspergillaceae
Product: cytochrome P450
Exons: 6
Coding region: 1-1533 (510 amino acids)
Molecular function (GO): heme binding; oxidoreductase activity, acting on paired donors, with incorporation or reduction of molecular oxygen; monooxygenase activity
Source: RefSeq, a predicted model, not a curated record